ACGCCAGAAGCCCUCCCUGAAAGCGGGUGGGAAAGAGGAGGCCUCAGCUUGGUGAGGCUGAGCUCGGGGAGGAGGAGGAACUCUUUGACGCGGCGGAGGAGUCGAGAGAGGGCUAGCUCCGCCAUCUUUGGUUCAGUGCGGCGGCCGCGGCGGCGUUAGCGGCUGCUGGGGUGAAGCAGGAGGAGGAGCUGAGAGGGCGCUGGCACCAAGGCCUGACCAUGGACGAGGAAUACGAUGUGAUCGUGCUGGGGACCGGCCUUACCGAAUGCAUCCUGUCGGGCAUUAUGUCUGUGAAUGGAAAGAAAGUGCUGCACAUGGACCGGAACCCCUACUAUGGGGGUGAGAGCUCCUCCAUUACACCCCUAGAGGAGCUAUAUAAGCGCUUUCAGUUGCUGGAGGGGCCACCUGAAUCAAUGGGCCGGGGCCGAGACUGGAAUGUUGACCUGAUCCCCAAAUUCCUCAUGGCCAAUGGUCAGCUGGUGAAGAUGCUACUGUAUACAGAAGUGACUCGCUACCUGGACUUCAAGGUAGUAGAAGGCAGCUUUGUCUACAAAGGCGGCAAGAUCUACAAAGUGCCAUCUACUGAGACUGAGGCACUGGCUUCCAAUCUGAUGGGCAUGUUUGAAAAACGGCGUUUCCGCAAGUUCCUGGUUUUUGUGGCAAACUUUGAUGAGAAUGACCCCAAGACUUUUGAAGGUGUCGACCCCCAGACUACCAGCAUGCGUGAUGUCUACCGGAAGUUUGACUUAGGCCAGGAUGUAAUCGACUUCACUGGCCACGCCUUGGCACUCUACCGCACUGAUGACUACCUGGAUCAGCCUUGUCUUGAGACUAUUAAUCGCAUCAAGUUGUACAGCGAGUCCCUGGCUCGGUAUGGCAAGAGCCCCUAUUUGUACCCACUCUAUGGCCUGGGUGAACUGCCCCAGGGCUUUGCAAGAUUGAGUGCCAUCUAUGGGGGGACAUACAUGCUGAACAAACCUGUGGAUGACAUAAUCAUGGAGAAUGGCAAGGUGGUGGGUGUGAAAUCUGAGGGAGAGGUGGCCCGCUGCAAGCAGUUGAUCUGUGACCCCAGCUAUAUCCCAGACCGCGUGCGGAAGGCUGGUCAGGUUAUUCGCAUCAUCUGUAUCCUCAGCCACCCCAUCAAGAACACCAAUGAUGCCAAUUCCUGCCAAAUCAUCAUCCCCCAAAACCAGGUCAACAGAAAGUCAGAUAUCUAUGUGUGCAUGAUCUCCUAUGCGCACAAUGUGGCCGCACAGGGCAAGUACAUCGCUAUUGCCAGUACCACGGUAGAGACUGCAGAGCCAGAAAAGGAAGUUGAGCCUGCGCUGGAGCUGCUGGAACCCAUUGACCAGAAGUUCGUGGCUAUCAGUGAUUUGUAUGAGCCUAUUGAUGAUGGUUCUGAGAGUCAGGUAUUCUGUUCCUGCUCCUAUGAUGCCACUACACACUUCGAGACUACCUGCAACGACAUCAAAGACAUCUACAAACGCAUGGCUGGGUCAGCCUUUGACUUUGAGAACAUGAAGCGCAAACAGAAUGAUGUCUUUGGAGAAGCUGACCAGUGAUUGCUGAGCCCUUCCCCUAGCCCCUGCUGCCCUCGCCCCUACCUGUCUGUCCUCCUCCAGGGCUAGGGAGAUGGAGAUGGUAUGCCUGGGCAUCCCCAUUUCCAGCAUCCUUUGCUUCCCCCACCACAUUCCUGUCACCCACCUCAUUGAUUCACUGACCAAAUCCUUAACCUUAGUGAUGGUUUGGGAGAUGGGGCCUGCCCUUGUCCUAGGAAAGGAGGAUUCCCGUUCUUGUUUGUAUGUUUCCUCCCCCACCCCCUAGUUCUGCUCUGCUUGGGAAGGACGUGGAGGAACAGCUGACUUCUGCCCCCACUGCUCUAACCCCCACUGUAGUGGCCUUUGGAGAUGCCCCUGCCUCCCCCCACCAACUCUUGCGUGUUGGAGAGAAGGGGCCCUCCCAGCACAAAAUGGCAUUCCUUCCCCCCCCAUAAUUUAUUCUAAUUUAUUAACUUUGGCCCGCCCACCUGAGCCCACUGUCUUCUGGUGCACCCUGGGACUGUAGAGUGAGGUUUCCUGGCCCCUCCCAGCCCUGGCAAAGCCUGGGAAUGGAUUGGUGGUUUUAGGUGUGGCCCCUCAGAGGUUUAUCUGUUUUUAUUCCUUGUCUUUGUAUUUGUGUUCUUUGAUACUUGCUGAGAAAAAGAAAUGUGAGCAAAGCAGAAGGAGGUGGGAAAGUGGAUCCAAACCCAGUGUGCCCUGCCCCAUGCCUUUCCUUUAGUGGUGGGAAACCCUUAUCUUGCAAAGUGAAUGUGUCCCUUUCCCCAACCUCUAGUGUUAUUUCACAGGAAAAACAAAAACAAAAACAAAACUCCCAAUAAAACUGUUGAAACCUGA
This is a messenger RNA of Jaculus jaculus (lesser Egyptian jerboa), 2393 nucleotides long. It is a transcript of the gene Gdi1, whose product is annotated as GDP dissociation inhibitor 1. Gene Ontology annotation, molecular function: Rab GDP-dissociation inhibitor activity. The transcript is spliced from 11 exons. NCBI's taxonomy places the organism in Eukaryota, Metazoa, Chordata, Mammalia, Rodentia, Dipodidae. Gene Ontology annotation, cellular component: cytoplasm. Gene Ontology annotation, biological process: vesicle-mediated transport; protein transport; small GTPase-mediated signal transduction. The coding region runs from base 219 to 1562 and encodes 447 amino acids. The record is from RefSeq and is a predicted model, not a curated record.